Molecule: messenger RNA, 682 nt
Organism: Rhizophagus irregularis DAOM 181602=DAOM 197198
Lineage: Eukaryota; Fungi; Glomeromycota; Glomeromycetes; Glomerales; Glomeraceae
Source: RefSeq, a predicted model, not a curated record
AUGACGGAAAAGACGGAAAAGACGGAAAAGAGAAAUUUUCGGUUUGAAACUCUUCAAUUGCAGGCCAUACAUGAUACACCUGAUAUUACUACACGUGCAAGAGCUGUUCCAAUUUAUGCAACUACUUCGUUUACAUUUAAAAAUGUUGAACACGCCGCAAAUGUUUUUGGUGCUGUAUUUGAAGAGAGAAUGGCCGCGCUUGAAGGGGGAACUAACGCUAUUUUUACACCAUCUGGACAGGCUGCACAAUUUGUUGCCAUAUCAACGAUUUGCUCGGUGGGUGAUAAUAUCAUUUCAACAAAUUGUCUAUAUGGCGGAAUUUACAUUCAGUUUAAGGUUACACUUCCAAGAUUUGGGAUCAAUGUUAAAUUCGUUCAAGGUGAUGAUCCGGAAGAAUUCGCUAGAUUAAUAGAUAAUAAAACGAAAGCUAUAUAUCUUGAGUCUAUGGGAAAUCCAAAAUUAAAUAUUCCAGAUUUUGCAAUUUGUAAGAUUGCACAUGUUGCGGGAAUACCUGUUAUUAUUGAUAAUACCUUUGGUGCUGGUAAUGGUUAUCUUAUUAAGCCAAUUGAACAUGGUGCAGAUAUUGUUGUUCACGGUAGGUUUAUGAUUAACUCUUGAUUAAUCGUCAUUUUGGAAUAUCUAUUUGUUAAUCUUUAUGUCACUCGUUAGGCGCAACGAAAUG